Molecule: messenger RNA, 453 nt
Organism: Linum tenue
Lineage: Eukaryota; Viridiplantae; Streptophyta; Magnoliopsida; Malpighiales; Linaceae
Source: the annotation of a GenBank genome assembly
AUGUUCCGCAAGAUAGCGAUUGACGAGGCUUUGAUCUCAGCUUUUGUGGAGAGGUGGCAGCCAGACACGAACACCUUCCACUUGCCUUUUGGAGAGAUGACGAUCCUCCUCCACGAUGUUCAGUACUUACUGCAGAUUCCUGUUGAGGGACGACUGAUGAGUAGGACUUCUGUGCAGCUUGACCAUCCGGAGGUGGGUUUGUGUGCGCUUCUUGGGAUGAACUCGGAGCAGUUGAGUGGUCGUUCGGAGGCCCCUGGAUAUGGUAAUAGGGGUAAGUGGUACGAGAAUGGUGGUUUUCUUGCGGAGAUGGCGUCCAGAUACUUGCAGGUGAACGGGACACAUGUGACAGAGGCGCAGUCGUACUUGUUGUUGCUGUCGGGGUCCACUUUGUUUGUGGACAAGAGUAGAGACAGGGUUCGGCCGGUGGUGAACCUAUUUUUGGACGAGUUGUAG